Telopea speciosissima is the source of this 705-nucleotide messenger RNA. RefSeq names its product protein IRON-RELATED TRANSCRIPTION FACTOR 2-like. Gene Ontology annotation, molecular function: DNA-binding transcription factor activity; protein dimerization activity. Gene Ontology annotation, biological process: endosperm development; regulation of DNA-templated transcription. Lineage: Eukaryota; Viridiplantae; Streptophyta; Magnoliopsida; Proteales; Proteaceae. The coding region runs from base 1 to 705 and encodes 234 amino acids. The record is from RefSeq and is a predicted model, not a curated record. The transcript has 2 exons.
AUGGCAAACGAAUGGGACGGAGAAGGAUCAAUCAAAUACAGAAAGUCCGGCUACACAACCACCGCUCUCGGCGCCAUCGACGCACGAGAGCGCCACAAGUUGGCCGAACGCGAGCGGCGCAAAUCAAUGCAAGAGCUCUUCCUCUCCCUCCACGCUCUCCUCCGACACUCCAAAUCAGUCCGAAAGGAACAAUCAGCAAUCCUUGAAGAGAUCAUCAAGUACAUACCUUUGGCUGUCGCUCGUCUCCGAUCGCUCCAAAAUAAGAAAGACUCGCCUUCCUCUACUUCCUCCAAGGUAUCGAAGUCCCCGGCGCCGCCUGUCCUGGCAUCGAACCGUCACUCUGCUUCCUCUGACUCGUCGGAAUUCGACAUCCGAGUCGCGGCUGAGACUUCGUCGUUUGUGUCGAUUCGGAUUAGAGGAGACCGAGUUAAUGUGUCAUUGACUCAUACGAAUCCCAAGGGGACUUCACAGGUUCUCCCACUCUCCGUCAUAAUAGAUGAGCUUGAAGCUCAUCACCUUGAGAUUGUUCGUUCUACGCAUUGCCGUGAUGGGAGCAAGACACUCCAUCACACCGAUUGCAAGAUUGGUGAUGGGUUGGAUAGAUCUCCUCCUCUGUUAAAAGCUAGAUUAGAGCAACUAGCCGGCAAACUUCUUUGCUUGAGGAAAUCUUCUUCGUUGAAGAGAAAUUUUGACCACCUGGACUGA